Messenger RNA from Adineta ricciae, 1857 nucleotides. NCBI's taxonomy places the organism in Eukaryota, Metazoa, Rotifera, Eurotatoria, Adinetida, Adinetidae. The record is from the annotation of a GenBank genome assembly.
AUGACAGCAGUUCCACUAAGGAAUAUUCGUUCGAUUCUAACAUGUCAACGUCAUCUUCGCUGCUUGCAACAGCAACGACGACAUGCAGUAACAGUGACGGAUGAAUAUCGACCAUCAACGAAAUCACGUUCGUCACUGAAAGGUGUAGAAUUACUUCGAAAUCCGGGCUUGAAUAAAGGCAUGGCAUUUACAUUGGAAGAAAGACAACAUAUGGGUAUUCAUGGGCUACUUCCACCAGCUGUCCUUUCUCAAGAUAUUCAAGCGCUUCGUGUUAUGAUCAAUUUCCACCGAAUGAAUAAUGAUCUGGAUCGUUACUCCGAAUUGAUGAAUCUCUCGGAACGAAAUGAAAAAUUAUUCUAUCGAGUUAUUGCAGAUAAUCCCGAAGAGCUUAUACCUAUUGUCUAUACACCAACAGUUGGUCUUGCUUGUCAAAAAUAUGGCUUAGUGUUCAAACGACCACGAGGAUUAUUUAUUACAAUACAUGACAAAGGUCAUAUCUAUGACAUUCUUUGCAAUUGGACGGAACAACAUGUGAAGGCAAUUGUCGUCACUGAUGGCGAACGUAUAUUAGGUUUAGGUGAUCUCGGAGCGUUUGGAAUGGGUAUCCCGGUGGGUAAAUUACAACUAUAUACAGCAAUCGCAGGUGUUCCGCCUCAGGACUGUCUGCCUAUCAUGUUAGACGUGGGUACUAACAAUGAAGAAAUAUCAGCUAAUCCAUUGUAUAUUGGAUUGAGACAAAAGCGAGUCACGGGAAAAGAAUACGAAGAGUUUCUUGAUGAAUUUAUGGAAGCUGUUGUACAACGAUUUGGCUGGAAUUGUCUUGUGCAAUUUGAAGAUUUUGCUAGUCAGAAUGCUUACCGAUUGUUAGAACGUUAUCAAAAACAGUAUUGCACGUUCAAUGAUGAUAUUCAAGGCACGGCAGCUGUCGUUCUCUCGGGUCUUUUUGGCGCACUUCGUAUUUCUGGUAAAAAGCUAAAUGAAAAUACAUUUCUCUUUGUUGGUGCUGGUCAAGCUGCAUGUGGCAUUGCUGAUCUAAUAACACACGCAAUGAUUCGCGAAGGUGCUUCAGAAGAAGAAGCACGAAGUAAAAUUUGGAUGUAUGAUGUACACGGUUUGAUAGUAGACAGUGGAAUAAAAAGUCGACCUCAAGGAGAUUUAGAUGGACCUAAAGCUCCUUAUGUGAAGAAAGGUAAACCGAUUAAAGAUCUGACUCAAGUCGUAGAUUACGUGAAACCAACGAUUCUACUCGGUGCCAGUGGAGUAGGACGUUUAUUUCAUGAGGGAGUUUUGAAAAAGAUGGCCGAUAUCAACGAACGACCAGUCAUCUUUGCUUUAUCUAAUCCAACUAGCCGUGCUGAAUGUACUGCUGAAGAAGCUUACCGUGAAACUGAUGGACGAUGUAUUUUUGCAUCGGGUAGUCCUUUUAAAGCGGUGACCUAUAAGGAUAAAACGUUUCAUCCAGGACAAGGCAAUAAUGCUUAUAUAUUUCCAGCAGUGGCUCUAGCAACAAUCGCAUGUGCAGCUCGACAUGUAGAAGAAGAUAUGUUUUUGAUAGCAGCACAGAAACUCGGUUCAUUAGUAAGUCAAGCGGAUUUGGACGAAGGUCGUGUUUAUCCACCUGUCCCAACUAUACAUGAAGUCACAGUUAAGAUAGCUGCACAUCUGGCUGAACAUCUAUACAAGACGAAAAAGGCCUGGAAUUAUCCGGAACCUGAAAAUAAAGAAGAAUUCAUACGUAUGCAAUUAUACGAUACUUCUUACGAAUAUUUCGGACCGAAAACUUGGCAAUGGCCGGAGCAACACAGCACAUCCCGAACAGUCCCUACCAUGGAUGAAAACAUCAUUCUCGACGCAUAA